AUGUACAGUGUGGAGGACCUGCUGAUCUCUCAUGGAUACAAACUGCCCAGAAGUGGCCCUGCCACCUCCUCUUCCUCUGCGCCUUAUGACAAUCGAAACAACGAAUGUCGCCGUGACAACGUAGAGAACCGGCCUCCUGGUGGUGGUGGAGGUGCUCUGAAUGGAUUUGGGACAAUGGAGGGGGGAGCGGACGGAAGAACGGAAGCAGGCACAGGGGUGUACAGACCGGCACCGGUGAAGGCCUACCCCGAAAACAACAACAACAUUAACGAGGGCCAUGACAGAAUUCAGAGGAGGUUGGAGGUUCCUGUUGCGUUCCUUGGUGACCUGCAGCCUCUGGGAGACUCUCUUGCUACAGACAGUGGGUUCUAUGAUGCUCCCAGCCUGACGUUCUCUGAGCAUGCAGAUGAGCGAGAUCUUUCAUUCUGGAGAAGGAGGGGACAGGACUUUAGUGCUUUAUUAGACUAUGCUGAUCCCAGGGAGCUCAGAUUGUCUGGAGGAUUGUGGCGAGGCCCAGUGCUAGCUGUUGAGGAGCUGAGGGCAGAGAGGCCACUGGCACGGUGGGAGGAAGCACCAUGGAUACGGGAACCAAUAGACUCAGGCCCAGAGACUCUACGUGUGAUAGGGGAGAGGAAAUGCCAGAGCCUGGGCACAGAGGAGUGGCGCCCUGCAGUGGGCUUGGGCCGGCAGCUGUCAGAUGGAGAGGCUGAACAUUGGUCUCAGGAGCAGCAACACCGUCUGCGGCCAGCAGAGGGCAACAUUUCUGCCACAGUACGCGCCAAGUCCCAGUCACUCCCUCGAGUCCUUUCCCCUGAGGAUCCACACUAUGGAAAACUGCCUCAAAGUGGUGCCCCAAGUCAGCCACCCUCGCUAAGAAGCAACAGCUCAGCUCCAUAUGGUCGAUACCACAGUGAUUGGCCAGCAGGGGAGCGAUGGAGUGGUCAGACACAUAGUCACGGUCCUGUUGCAAUUGUACCAAAGCCAAGGUUCAGCCGCCCCAUCAAACCUCCGUCUUAUGAGACUCACCAGCAAAACAGGGGGAGCUGGGAAACUCUGUCCUCUGAACCAGUGUCGAAACCCAGAGACCGCUCAGUGUGCUUCUCUCAGAAUUUUGAACCAGUCAGAGACAGGUCUGGCUAUCUGUUUUACCAUGAACUGACUGGCAUGGAGCCCCCUGGUUACAUCCCACCCCCCUCCUACAGGAGAUUCCUGCCACCCAGGAGUGGGCAGAACUACCGUGCAGACUCUGCACUUGUACGAUGGAAGCGUGAGCCUGUAAGUGCAGAGAUGGGUCAGUGGUUUUCCAGGACUUCAGGAUUGUCAUGGUCAGAACGGCGUGAGGACAGAAACAUGGCCGUAGUUCCGAGAAGGCCUGUGCAUCCAGGGCCUAUCCUACCAAGCCGUCCAGCACUCCUGCAGUAUGUCCCAUUUGAUGACCCACGUGUCAGGCACGUCUCAGGGGGGCCCUGUGGAAACUCACUCACAGACGCAGACAAGAUUCGACACGUAAACAAAGAGCUUCCCUGCGCUGCAACUUUAGGACAAUCCACACAUGAUAGUGCCUUCCUCUCUUCACAGGGACAGAGUCUUAGCACGGACACUAACAAACCUGCUCUCACUGAACAGGAGAACACUAACCACUGGCAGAAGGGGAUGAGCAAAGGCAGUGACACUGUAGCACCUGAUCAGAGCUGUGCCAAGUACCCCACAGCCUUUCAGACCAGACCCCUACAACCAAUCAUUAAAACAGACCAGCAGACUAGAGUAGACAGAAUCCCUGACCAAGUCAAAGUUGAGAGAUUAACAGAGCAGGUGAAAGUGGAGAGAGGUACUGAACAGAUAAGAACAGACCAAGUCAAAGUAACAGAACAAGUCAAACCAGAUCGAGUUACAGAACCAAUCAAAUUGGACAAGCCUACUGAUCAAGUAAAGCCAGACAGGUUUACAGACAAACAAAUAAAGGUGGAAAGAUUAACUGAUCAGAUACAAGUGGACAGAAUCCCAGAUCAAAUCAAGGCUGAUAGAUAUAAUGACAAACAAAUUAAGCUUGAAAUCAAGGCAGAGAAAAUAGCUGAAAAGCCCAUAAAAGCAGACAGAAUUUCAGACAAGCAAAGUAAAGCUGAAAGACUUAUAGAAAAGCACUUAAAGAUUGAUAGAAUUCUAGAAAAGCAGCUCAAAGCUGAUAAAAUGUUAGAAAAACAGAGUAAAUCUGAGAAAUUUACUGACAAGUUCAGUAAGGCUGACAAGCAGACAAAAGCUGACAGCAGCACAGACCAAAUGAAAGCCGAGAAGAUCACUGACAAGUCUGGAAAAGCUGACAAAUCCAUUGAUAAAGGUUCCUCAGAGAGUGUUUCAACUGUAAAGACAGAACCAGUGCAGGAACCUGAGAAAAAGAGUGUGAAAAAGAAACUCAGUGAAACUAUCUUCUGCCUUGUGUCUGUGCCACUUUCACAGUCCAGUGCAAAAUCUAGAGAUCAAAAUAACAAUGAAGAAAAAGAACCAGACUCUCCCCCAAUUCCGCCUCCACCACCACCAAGCUCCUCUAGCGAGAACAGCAACACACUUAGCUCUCUGCCAAACCAAAGCCUCAAAAGCACAUCCACCACCUCCACUGAUUUGGAGCUACAAGCACUCACGCUUGGCAGUGGGUCUAGUAGCAUUGCCACAAGGAGAGCUCAUCGAAGAAGGAGCUCACGCUCCAGAAUCAUUAAGCCGAAUCCACACGAUGAGCUCCGACGAUAUUCUGGAGCUUGGCCAGGAGACCAGUACCGUGAUCAGGAGACCCAAACAAGCCCUGAGCCCACAAAGAGCAAUGCAAUUCAAGGUCCUGCCAACACAGAAGCACAAGAUGCUCCUGCUGCCCCAGAGGUAGCAGCUCCUUCUGAGAGUACAACAGUGGCUCCAGCAGCUGCUCCAGGGGACCUUGGGGCUGCAACAGUUCCAUCGGCUCCAUCUGCCCCAUCAGCUGCAUCAGUUCCUCCAACUCCAGCAGCUCCAGCGGCUCCAGGAGCUCCUGACCCCAGCACCCCUUACGGGUAUCCCAUGAAGGGCCAGAAAAGCCUAAAACUAUCCAGCAACAGCGCUUUUUCACGGACAGGUACCUUCUCCAAGAGCACAGGUUCUCACAGGCCUCCGUUACAUCCCCCACCACACCCUCCACCCCCACCUCCAACCCAGCCUCCAUCUCAACCUCCACCACCCCCACCAACACAGCCCCAACCUCAGUCCCCACCCUCAGAUAUGACCGAAGAAGCAAACUUAGCCACAGGCCCAAACCCAGAGGCCUUUGGUCAGGUCUUGCUGAAGCCGGUGAGCCGACGACCUUGGGAUGCCAUUGAAGAACUUGAGACCAUCAAUAAGGAGGUGCAAGACCAAGCAGGUAAACGUCCUAGUGUGGACCAGUGCAUUGAGGAUCUUAAUGAGGCUUACAAAGAUAUCAUGGAGCUCAGCACUGCCAGCAAUAACCUCCCUAACCUUCCCAACCGUUCCUCCAUACAAAUCCCUGACCGUAUCAAAUCAAGGCUAUCUUCAGAUCCACUUGUAAUUCCUGCAUCCGCUCUUCGGCCCAGCUUGGUGCCUGGAAGUGAUCCAGAAUACCGGGAGGUGAAGAGUGCCUUUUCCCGACCAUCAACUGGGAAGAGUGUGAGCUUCAGCAAACAGCUGAGAGAGGAGAUUUGUCCUGCUCCUCCCCCUCCAGAAGCAGGUUUCAGAGACUACAAAACAGUCAUGUCCCAGAUAACACAACGUAAAGCUUGCAGAUCAGUUAAACUGGAUGUCCCACCCCCCAAAGAGACCCAAAGAGAUGAAAAUUUGACUGCACAAACCUCCUCCACCUCUUCAAUGUCAGCUGAGGUCCCAUGGGCAGACAGACAGCCCAUGCAAGAUGCCUCCACACUAACCAGCCCCCCAGAUUAUGAGCACAUCUGUCAAACUCUCCAAAUGGCCCGUGAAUCUGGGGCUGUCAGUCGAGCUUCUAUCAAAUCCAAACCAGGAAGUGCCAUGAGCGUCGAAACACCUCAGCAUGUGCCCGUAACUGGUAGACCUCCUAUAGAUUCAGAGCAGCCAUGUUGUUCAUCAGCAUUAGAGGUGAGACAGGACCCAAUCUCCUUAUUCAGGGAGGAAAGAAGCUCAGGCUUUAGAAGGGUAACCAGCCACACAAACAGAUUUCUUAGUAAUAGGGGUGUGCUUUGUAGCCUUGCAACUGGCAAGCCUGGUGGAGACAAAGAAGGUUUAGAGGCUAACCCUGAGGUACCUGCUGACUGGCAGAUGCAGCUAUCAUUAGCUGAGAAGCAUAUUGCUACUCUGAUUACAGGAGAGGGUUCAGCAGACAACCAUGAGUCAAUAAAAGUUAUGGCUGAUACAGGUAUUCCUGGCAGCGGGUCAGUUGAGAAUGAAACAAACAAAAUUGUAGGCACUAAUGAUGAUCCGGCCACUGCUGAGCAGAAACACUCAGCAGCAACAGAUAAAGAAACAGGGCAAACAGAGGCACCUGAAAGCCAGCAACCUAAAGAGAGAGAGGAAGUAAGAGAAGAAGACACUUCUAAGGAAGAGACACAAACAGAGAAAGAGAAAUGUGAGCAUGAAGACCUAGUGACUGAAGAAACAGAGCAAGAGAGUAAUAAAACCACAGGGACAAAAAUAGAACCAAAUGUGAUUUUGAGGGCAAAUAAGGCUGCGAUUUGGACUCAUUCAGGUUUAGAUCCAGAGCUACGACCAGAAUUUCCACCAGAGCACCUUCCUCUAUCUGUACUACCUUACCCCAAUCGUAGAUUGUCUCUGGGGUUGGAUUGGGAGAAAGGUGGGUGGGAAGGGGAAAGUUUGGGUCAUGGUGGAUUUUGGUCCAGAGAGAGGCGGUCUCUUGAUGCUGAAAGAUGGGGUGUUGGUGGGGAGAGGUGGGGUUUAGACAAUGAUAGACAGGAAGGAGGUGGUGAAAAACGGGGUCUGGGGGGUUGGCGUGGGUGCGGGAUAGACAGACAAGGUGCAGAUGAUUCUGACUGGGAGUUAGAUGGUAAUAGCCAGGACACUGGUGACAAAGGGGAGGUUUUGGAUACAAAACAGAAAACAUCCCAACAGGGUCUCAGUGAAGAUCAUAGCAGUCCAGCCUCUAGCACUGAAAAAGCGAAGCAUAAAGAAGAUGCUGCAAAUGAAGUCAUUGGUAAGGAACAGAGUCAAAUUCCAGAUGAUGGUCAGGGUUUAGGGGUUGAGAGACGGAGCCGUGGACUUUCUCAAAGAAUAGAGGCACUUUUUACAGCCCCACCUGGGCAUGGUUCAGAGGAGAGACUUGCUCGCAUGAGGGAGGUGGACACUGUCUCACGAAUGAGACGCCUAAGCCUCCGUAGCUCAGACUCAUGGGAUGGACUGCAGGGGUUUGGGAGGUGGGGAGAGUUUGGGAGGGAGGAAGAAUGCCCCCUUCCUGUCCCACAGGAACUUUCAGAGAUCACAAAAGAAGCUGAUAAACAGUGCGGCGCCCUUCCUGCAAUCAACAGUGAACCUAAAGAAACAAAGGAUGACCAGGCAACCCAAAAAGAGUCACAGGAGCCCAGCCAGGUGGAGAGGUCAUAGCUGAACCCUAGAGGUUAUCCAACUAAGGACCAGCCUCCAGCACUGUGUCCUGGCUGUCAGCUAAAUGCCUUCAUCCUCAUAUGCUAUUCAAACAUCCUCAGACAUGACACACAUACAAAAUACAACAAUCAGCCACAACAUUAAAACCACCUGCAUAAUACUGUGUAGGUCCCCCUUGUGCCGCCAAUACAGCGCCAACCCACAUCGCAAUCCUUCCGCAGAACUGCCCCUCACUGGAUGUUUUUUGUUUUUGGCAUCAUUCUGA
Molecule: messenger RNA, 5827 nt
Organism: Myxocyprinus asiaticus (Chinese sucker)
Lineage: Eukaryota; Metazoa; Chordata; Actinopteri; Cypriniformes; Catostomidae
Exons: 4
Coding region: 1-5562 (1853 amino acids)
Biological process (GO): positive regulation of blood vessel endothelial cell proliferation involved in sprouting angiogenesis
Cellular component (GO): adherens junction; ruffle membrane
Source: RefSeq, a predicted model, not a curated record